Messenger RNA from Dufourea novaeangliae, 1716 nucleotides. RefSeq names its product RNA-binding protein cabeza. The transcript is spliced from 8 exons. Bases 128 to 1441 code for a protein of 437 amino acids. Gene Ontology annotation, biological process: regulation of DNA-templated transcription. Lineage: Eukaryota; Metazoa; Arthropoda; Insecta; Hymenoptera; Halictidae. Gene Ontology annotation, cellular component: nucleus. The record is from RefSeq and is a predicted model, not a curated record. Gene Ontology annotation, molecular function: transcription coregulator activity; RNA binding.
GGUAGGAAAACACCGAGUUGAAGCAUUGAAUUCGAGUCGUUCGGAAUCGUCGUUGGAAAGUCACUCGAUUCCCGCCAUUACGUGCUUUUUCUACCGUGUAGCGAUUUGAUUACCGGAGAAAGGCACGAUGACGGACACCCAAUAUUCAAACUACCAGCAACAGGGGUACAAUCAGUACAGUCAGCCACCACCUUCCGGUGGUCAGGAUACUUCGUAUCCGCCACCUUCUAGUGGUGGUGGCAGCUAUAAUCAAUAUAGUCAACCACCACCAAGUACUGGAAGCAGCUAUGGCAGUUACAACAGUUACAAUUCCAGCGGUGGGCAAGACUACAAUCAGCCGCAGAGUCAGAACAGUUACAGCCAAAACAGUUAUGGGAGUGGAGGUGGUUCUGGAAAUAAUAGCGGCAGUAGCAAUUAUAGUGGGAGUUAUGGACAUGGAGGUGGAGGAGGAGGUAGCGGUGGUUAUAAUCGUAAUAAUUCUAGUGGAGGUUAUGGUGGAGGCCAAGGAGGAGGCGGUGGCAAUAGAUAUGGCGAUCGCGGGGGAUACAAUGACCGCUCUGGCGGUGGCUACAACAGUGGCGGUGGCCGUGGUGGUUAUAACAAAGGGGGCUACGGUGACCGUGGUGGUGGUGGCAACGAUGGAAUGGUUACGCAAGAAGAUACUAUAUUUGUAUCUGGUAUGGAUCCAGCGAUCUCGGAGGAAGAAAUCUGUCAACACUUUGGAGCUAUUGGUAUAAUCAAACAUGAUAAGCGGACUGGCAAGCCCAAAGUGUGGAUGUACAAAGACAAAAAUACGGGUAAAUCGAAAGGCGAAGCCACCGUAACUUACGAUGAUCAGAAUGCCGCACGUUCAGCGAUAGACUGGUUCGAUGGGAAAGAAUUCAAGGGGCGUACUAUAAAAGUACAAAUAGCCCAGCAUAAAAGUAAUUGGCAAGGUAACCGUACUGGCGGAACCCGCGGUGGUAGUGGCGGCGGCGGAGGCGGUGGUGGCCGAGGUCGAGGAGGUGGUGGCGGUGGCGGCUUUGGCGGUCGUGGGGGUGGUGGCGAUAGGGAAGACCAUCACCGUGGCGGUGGUGAUGAUCGACGCGAUGGAGGUGGUCGUGGAGGAGAUUGGAGGUGUCCCAAUCCUGAGUGCGGUAACACUAAUUUUGCUUGGAGAGAUCAGUGUAAUCUCUGUAAAAGUCUGAAACCAGAAGGUGCCGGUGGCGGUGGUGGUGGCGGCGGCGGUGGCGGUGGUGGCGGAGGCGGAAGAGGCAACCGCGGUGGCGACAGAGGUGGUCGUGGAGGCUUCCGAAGUGAUAGAGGAGGUCGUGGUGGCGACAGGGGCGGAAGAGGUGGAUUCCGUGGCGGAGACAGGGGAGGACGAGGCGGUCGCGGUGGACCAAUGAGAGGAGGUGGCGGACGAGGAGAUAGAGACAGAGAUCGUCAACGUCCGUAUUAAGAAUACCGUGACAGUGAUUAUUCAAAAUCACUUAUCAGACAUACUGUACACAUUUUGUACACAGUUUCGACGUGAUGUACAUUAUUCGCCCUAACACAGAACUCAUGUGUUACAACUCCAUUAUCAUCGAUUUGUUUCUUCGUACAUUUUUUAUAUUCAUGAAGAUCGAUGCGUGGACGCGUACUUUGUGUUUUAUAUAUGCGCAUGUAAAUGAUGAUAUAUAAUCGUACGUGUAAAGUUACGUUUUAAUAAAUAAGACUCUCGCCCCCAUCCUA